CUGGCAAAGCUUACGCAAAUUUUCCAAUUGGACCGCACUUAAUCCGUAACAUUUUGCUUUAAACUCCUUUCUGGAUGCAAAGGCGAUCGCGAACAGUAUUCAUAUUUGUUGCCAGGUAGCGCGACAAAUUGGCGUGGGUGGACACGGCAGGGUGCAGGGCGUAAUUCGAUUCGAAACCGGACAUCAACAGGUGCGGCGCCAUGACGGAAGUGAAGGACUGGCGGCCUUUUGUUUACGGCGGCGUUGCCUCGAUCACGGCGGAAUUUGGCACUUUUCCCAUCGACACCACCAAGACGCGCCUCCAAAUCCAAGGUCAGAAAAUCGACCAAACUUUCUCGCAACUGCGAUAUCGCGGCAUGACCGAUGCCUUUGUGAAAAUCUCCCGCGAGGAGGGUCUAAGGGCCUUGUAUUCCGGCAUUUGGCCAGCGGUGUUGCGGCAGGCCACCUAUGGCACCAUCAAGUUCGGCACUUAUUAUACGCUCAAGAAACUGGCCAAUGAGCGCGGCCUGCUAACCAAUGAGGACGGCAGCGAGCGGGUCUGGAGCAACAUUCUAUGCGCAGCGGCUGCCGGAGCCAUCUCUUCGGCCAUUGCCAAUCCCACGGAUGUGCUGAAGGUGCGCAUGCAAGUGCAUGGCAAGGGCCAGCACCAGAGCCUGCUGGGCUGCUUCGGGGAGAUCUACAAAUACGAGGGCAUUCGGGGACUGUGGCGCGGCGUUGGGCCAACGGCUCAGCGGGCCGUGGUUAUUGCCUCUGUGGAGCUACCCGUUUAUGAUUUUUGCAAGCUGCAGCUGAUGAAUGCCUUUGGAGAUCACGUGGCCAAUCAUUUCAUCUCAAGCUUUAUUGCCAGCCUGGGCAGUGCCAUAGCCUCUACCCCCAUUGAUGUUAUUCGGACCCGCCUGAUGAACCAGCGACAUGUGAGCAUGUCGUCGAUAAACGGCGUUGUCACGGCAGCAGCCACACCAAAGCUGUACAGCGGAAGUCUCGACUGCGCCGUGCAGACGAUCCGAAACGAGGGACUGUUAGCCCUUUACAAGGGAUUCAUACCCACCUGGGUGAGGAUGGGACCCUGGAACAUCAUCUUCUUCAUCACGUACGAGCAACUCAAGAAGUACUAGCACCUGCUGCGAGGGCCACCCAGUACAAGCGUAAAACCAAAAAGAUCAGAUCUGCUGACAGAUCUGGCUUAAUUCUUAAGAAUACAGUUGGAAGAAGGGUCACUAAAGUGCCUGUCUCACGCUGGCUAUCCGAUAGCCUCCGACCUGCUCUAGUGUCAUUUUGCCCUGGGCAUCCCACAGAAUGAUGUCAAAUGUUGGCGUUUUCAAGUAUUUGUGAAUCCGACUGCAAAGAACACACACUAUUUAGGUUAAGUGAGCUUUUAAAUUAAUUAUCUACGGCUAGUUAAACGAAAACUAUUUGUAAUUGCAUUUUGUAUUAGACGUGCAUUUGAUUUGUUCGAGGUUUAGCCAUUAUCGGUAUUACAUGUGCAACCUCUGCUCUGUAAAUAUACAUACUAUAUGCAUUUUGUAAUAUGUGCUGUGUUUCACCAAAUACAGAAUGUACAAACCUAAAUACAAAUAAACUGUUUGUUGGAAAUCUCAA
Messenger RNA from Drosophila kikkawai, 1599 nucleotides. RefSeq names its product uncoupling protein Bmcp mitochondrial (gene Bmcp). The record is from RefSeq and is a predicted model, not a curated record. Gene Ontology annotation, molecular function: transmembrane transporter activity. Gene Ontology annotation, biological process: transmembrane transport. NCBI's taxonomy places the organism in Eukaryota, Metazoa, Arthropoda, Insecta, Diptera, Drosophilidae.